Molecule: messenger RNA, 804 nt
Organism: Bipolaris sorokiniana ND90Pr
Lineage: Eukaryota; Fungi; Ascomycota; Dothideomycetes; Pleosporales; Pleosporaceae
Exons: 3
Coding region: 1-804 (267 amino acids)
Source: RefSeq, a predicted model, not a curated record
AUGUCAUCGCUUGUGAGAUCGCUCCCUGGUGUCGCCGUCGUUACGGGCGCGGGAGGGACUGGGAUCGGCGCCGCUGUCGCUCAGGGCUUUGUACGCUCUGGCUGCUCUCGAAUCGCCAUUACCGACAUCAAUCCAGACACGCUGCGAUACACAAAGGAUGCCAUACUGCGCAUCAAUCCCUCUGCGAGUGUCCUCGAUCAAGCAGGCGACAUAGCCGACGAGAAAUUCAUAGAUGCUUUCAUGGACAAAGUGGCCGCUCACUUCACAAGGCUGGACUACGCUGUCAACUGUGCUGGGAUCCUAGGGGGUGACACUGUCAAAGCAGUCGACAUGCCCACCGACUUCUUCGACCGCUUGAAUGCUGUCAACUACAGGGGCACAUGGCUCAGCUGCCGCGCUCAAUUGAGGAACAUGCUCAAGCAAGAGCCUCUCGCAGAACAUCCCAAGCAGAGAGGUGCCGUUGUCAACAUCGCGAGUCAACUUGGUGUGGUCGCUAGGCCUGGUGCUGCCGCCUAUUGCGCUUCAAAAUCUGCCGUUAUCAACAUGACCCGUGCUAAUGCCAUCGACUACUCCGAUAACGGAAUACGCGUCAACUGUGUCUGUCCAGGCGUUAUCGAUACACCCAUGACCACCACUUCGCCAGCCAUGGUCGAGGCACUGAAGCCAGCCAUUGACAUUGCGCCCAUGAAACGAAUGGGCCAGCCUGAAGAAGUCGCUGAUGCAGUUCUUUUCUUGUGUUCUUCCCAGUCGUCGUUCAUUCAGGGCCAUGCGCUCGUUGUCGAUGGUGGUUACACAAUCAAUUAG